This is a messenger RNA of Ilex paraguariensis (yerba mate), 1849 nucleotides long. Lineage: Eukaryota; Viridiplantae; Streptophyta; Magnoliopsida; Aquifoliales; Aquifoliaceae. The record is from the annotation of a GenBank genome assembly.
GAACUAUUCCGUACACCAAUUACAAGUCCGGUUUCAUCCACUCUGUCUAAUCAUCCACUCACACACGCAUCUCUUCUCUGUAUCUGUAUCUGUAUCUGUAUCUUCUGUAUUAAGAUAUUUGGCACACCUCCCGCACUCCACCCCAUUGCCAACCCAUCAGCCAUGGCUUCUCUCCGAUCUUCCCUAUGCUUUCUCUUUCUGUUCUACGUUCUUUCCUCAGCCUUGGACAUGUCCAUCCUCACUUACGACCAAAACCACGGCCUCACGACGACCACCCAUCAAAGAACAAACGAUGAAGUCAAGAAUUUAUAUGAAUCUUGGCUGGUUCAACAUGGGAAAGUGUAUAAUGGCAUCGGAGAAAAAGAGAGGAGGUUUGAGGUGUUCAGAGAUAACUUGAAGUUUAUUGAUGAACAUAACGCUGAGAACCGGCCGUAUAAGGUUGGGUUGAAUAGGUUUGCCGAUCUGACCAACGAGGAGUACCGUUCGAUGUUUGUUAGUGGAAGGAUGGAGAGGAAGCAGAAACUUUCGAGUCCGAAGGGCGAUCGGUAUGCGUAUAAGGGCGGUGAGGAGUUGCCGGAGAAGAUUGAUUGGAGAGAGAAAGGGGCUGUGGUUUCCGUUAAAGAUCAAGGCCAGUGUGGGAGUUGUUGGGCAUUCUCAACGGUUGCUGCUGUGGAAGGAAUAAAUCAGAUUGUAACAGGUGAUUUAACAGUCCUGUCAGAGCAGGAGCUGGUGGAAUGUGAUAAUUCUUAUAAUCAAGGAUGCAAUGGUGGUCUUAUGGAUUAUGCUUUUCAAUUCAUCAUCAGCAAUGGUGGAAUUGACUCUGAGGAAGACUACCCUUACCGAGGUCUUGAUGGCGGAUGUGAUCAGAAUCGAAAAAAUGCUCGGAUUGUUUCUAUUGAUGGUUAUGAGGAUGUUCCGCCCAAUGAUGAGAAGUCACUGCAGAAGGCAGUGGCAAAUCAACCUGUUAGUGUGGCCAUUGAAGCGGGGGGCAGGGCUUUUCAACUCUACCUAUCGGGUGUUUUUACUGGACUCUGUGGAACGGAGCUAGACCAUGGAGUUGCUGCUGUUGGAUAUGGUACAGAAAAUGGGGUAGACUAUUGGCUUGUGAGGAACUCGUGGGGUCCGAACUGGGGAGAGAAUGGGUACAUAAGAUUGGAGCGAAACUUGGCUAAUACCACUACUGGGAAGUGUGGGAUCGCAGUAGAGCCCUCAUACCCCAUCAAGGUUGGGCAGAAUCCUCCUAACCCUGGACCAUCUCCUCCCUCACCAGCAUCGCCUUAUGUAGCUUGCGAUAACUACUUCCUUUGUCGGGAUACAACAACAUGCUGCUGCACUUAUGAGUAUGGUAACUUCUGCUUUCGUUGGGGAUGCUGCCCCCAUAAAUCUGCUACAUGUUGUGAUGAUUACUCGACCUGCUGCCCACAUGACCAUCCUGUCUGCGACCUUAAUCAUAAUCAAUGCCUAAUGAGCAAGGGCAACCCAAUGAGGGUAAAAGCACUGAAACGAGGUCCGGCUAUACCGAACUGGGCUCGGCUGAAUGCUGGCAGGAAGGUCAGCAAUGCUUGAUGAGGUCUUGAAGGACAAAGGGAUGAUGGCACCACCUGGGUUGGAACGAGGAAAAAUUUAAUUGUUUGUUAAACUAUCUGUUGAUGCACGGCAAGACACCCUUUUCACCAUGUUUCCUUUGUUUGUAUAAACUUCAUGUGGCAUCAGUGUUUGUAAAUCUAGCUCUUUCGUAUUUGCUGUAUAACAAUUUACUUGAACUGACACUAAAAUUUAUGGUCAAGCCUUGGAGUGCUUGGUUUCAUAAACAUCAAGCGGUAUUAUAAAUAAUUCCAUUAUUAGAAAU